Messenger RNA from Habropoda laboriosa, 2472 nucleotides. RefSeq names its product protein CASC1-like. The transcript is spliced from 14 exons. NCBI's taxonomy places the organism in Eukaryota, Metazoa, Arthropoda, Insecta, Hymenoptera, Apidae. The coding region runs from base 28 to 2472 and encodes 814 amino acids. Gene Ontology annotation, molecular function: beta-tubulin binding; microtubule binding. Gene Ontology annotation, cellular component: axoneme. The record is from RefSeq and is a predicted model, not a curated record.
GCCGCACGGCCGAUAACACCGAUCGGAAUGUCGAGGAAAGGACGUAAGGGAAGGAAGGGACGGAAGGAUUCGCCGAGGGACAAAACGGCCACCGCCGAGUCCGUUCAGCUCGGAUCCGACCGCGACAGACCCACCACUGCUCGAGUCGAGAAUAUCAGAGAUCGAAUGAUUAAGGACAUGCAAGAGGAUAUUCGAUUGGAACGAUACAACGAGAAACGGAAGGCGGAAUUGGAAGCGCAGGAGGCGGCGAAUAGGCAGAAACAGCUAGGUGAAACGCGAGACGUCCUCUCUCGGCAUUGGUCGGCGUACGCGGGGAACGUGUCGAACCUCGAGAAAGAGGAGAAGUGGGCCCGCUACAUGACUUGCGACGGUCUACCGGAUCCUGGAUCGAUGCCGGACAUGAACACGUUUCUGUUCCUCUGGUCGACGGAAGAGAAGGAGGCGGCCACCAUGGACACCGUUGAGGAGAGAUGUCGCCUGGUCACGCACCUGUUGAGCAAACUCGGUAGAAUUGUUCGGUUCUCAACGAUCGUCUCGAAAGAGUACGAGCUCGAAUGCGAGCUGAUCGCGUCCGAGCUCCGGAUCAGGCUGCAACGUUGGAUAGACCUCGCGUGCUACCGCUUGUUGCGCAACAUCGAGGUGAACAUGAUCAGGGAAGACACGAAGACGACCAGAUACGUUCGAGUUACCAACAAAGCGGUGUGCUGCGUUUGGGCGCCGAUCGCGAUGCCCGUCGGCAUGAAACGGCAGGGAGCGGACAGGGAAAGACCCUCCUUGAUAGCACAUCGAAAAUCGAUCCAAGUGGAAUUCGAGCAGAUGGAUGUGACGAUUAAAAUGCCGAGCGACGUAGAUUGUCAUCGUAUGGCGAUCAGAGGGCUUUGGCUCGAGUACGAUCAUUACUCGGUCGAAGCGGAUUCUUAUCGGAUACCCGCGUUACCGGAGCAUCUGCUCCGUCUCUGGGAUACUCGUACUUCCUUCGAAUCUCUCGAUCUUCUGGAAUUCGCGAGAAGAGAGCAGGAGGAGAAGGUUCGAAUACGCGAAGAACAAGCGGAGGAUCGACGGUUGCGCUUGGAAGAGAAGAAAGAGAUACUGGAGAGGAUGGAACACCCGCCGGUUUCACCGAGGCUCGACGGAGGAAGAAAACGCGGCGGCAAGAAGCAGAGGAAAUUACAAUCGGCGAGGGGGGGCAAACAGUCGGAAUUCGAGUCGACGUUAACCUCCAUGCUGCCCUCGAAAACGGAACUGUUACCCUAUUUGCCUACGCCGAACGAGAUCGUUCGCGAAAGGGAAGAGAACGCCCGGCUAGAAGUUAGAAAGCUCUUGUUCACUCGCUGCGAGAAGAUCCAAGUGAAUUUGCGAAAAUACAGAAUCCUCGGUGGAGUUUUCCGCGUGGAUCUCCUCUAUCAACCGCCGCAACCGAAAGAUCUCGGAAGAGAGACUAGCCUGACCACCCUCGAGCUGCCCAAGGAGCCGAAAUUCGUGCCGUUCUACAGGUCGUACGAAACACCCCAGCAACCGGAGGACUCUGAGAGAACGCCGGAGGUUAUCGAGGCUGAGAUGAAAGCCUUGGAACUGGCGAUGGAGGCGCUCGUUCUUGUUACCCUCAAGUUGCCCGAUUCGAUUUUCUGGUUCGAACCGCCGUUGAUCGCCCAUUGGAUACCGGAGAAAAGAUGCUGGUCGACCAAGGACGUUCACGACGUGAAAUAUAACGAGGAGAAGCAGACGAUCGCGUUUAGGAUCGGUAGAUUGGGAGUUCACGGAAUAGCUGCGUACAAGUACGCGAACCUUCCGUUUCAAAGCUGGGAGUUGAAGCCGGAAACGGGAAAGAGCGGCCGUGAGUUCGCCGGGGCGAUACUCACAGUUACAGCGGCCACGGUUCACGCGGAAUUCAUCGUCAGGGACGAUCGUGUCUGUUUGAACUCGUUCGCCGGUGCCGCGAACACGCCGCUCAAACGAAUCCUUGGCGAGUACGUCGAAUUGGAAUCUCUGAUCGAGCAGUUGCAACAGGUUGGAUGCGACCUCUUUCCGGAACGGGACGCUGCCAGCUAUCUAAAGGGGCUCUCGAUCAAACACCCGAUCGCGGAGAAACACCUGAGAGAGUGCAUGGCUCUAUUGUCCACGUCGUACGUUUUCUCUUGGUCACGAUGGAACGCUAGCCGCGACUUCCGAGAGAUCGUUGUACAGUUCAAAGAGGUGCACGGCUGCCUAGCAAAACAGCGGGCGAAUCUGACGCUUCUGGUAACGCCAUCGCGGACCAUGCGCGUACGUUGUACCGAGGUUAGCCCCGAGUUCUCCGACUUACCGUACGACGACCAACAAGACUCUACCAUGUUUUACGCGGACCUGCACCAACUGGCGUUCCACACCGCCGGAAUCAAGACUCGGCUGUUGAUGGAACGGGUGUCGAGCAAAUUGGUGUGGACGGUUACGCGGCUACUCGGACGUACCAACGUUAUCGGCAUGUCCUCUUAA